CAAUUUUCCUCAGAAAGCCUGGGACACAGAAAACAGGAAACUGGUCAAAGGCUCCUGCAUGUUAGAGCCUUUUACAGACUCACUGCGUUGAGUCUAACAACCGCGACUGAAUGCAGCCUCCAAUGUGCUCAGAAGAAUGGGCUUACAUUUCAAGUGGCCAUUAGGGGCCCCUAUGCUGGCAGCAAUAUAUGCAAUGAGUAUGGUUUUAAAAAUGCUGCCUGCCCUGGGUAUGGCGUGUCCACCCAAAUGCCGCUGCGAGAAGCUGCUCUUCUACUGCGACUCUCAGGGCUUCCGCUCAGUGCCAAACGCCACAGACAAGGGCUCUCUGGGCCUGUCCCUGAGGCACAAUCACAUCACAGAGCUCGAAAGGGAUCAAUUUGCCAGCUUCAGUCAACUUACCUGGCUCCACUUAGACCACAAUCAAAUUUCAACAGUAAAAGAAGAUGCUUUUCAAGGACUAUAUAAACUUAAGGAAUUAAUCUUAAGUUCCAACAAAAUAUUUUACUUGCCAAACACAACUUUUACUCAACUGAUUAACCUGCAAAAUUUGGACCUGUCUUUUAAUCAGCUGUCAUCUCUGCACCCGGAGCUCUUCUACGGCCUUCGGAAGCUGCAGACCUUGCAUUUACGGUCCAACUCCCUGCGGACUAUCCCAGUACGUCUGUUCUGGGACUGUCGUAGUCUGGAGUUUCUGGAUUUGAGCACAAACCGUUUGCGGAGUUUGGCUCGCAAUGGAUUUGCAGGAUUAAUCAAACUGAGAGAGCUUCACCUAGAGCACAACCAGCUGACGAAGAUUAAUUUUGCUCAUUUCCUACGGCUAAGCAGUCUGCACACACUCUUCUUACAAUGGAACAAAAUUAGCAACUUGACAUGUGGAAUGGAGUGGACCUGGGGCACUUUAGAAAAGCUAGACCUGACUGGAAAUGAAAUCAAAGCCAUCGACCUGACAGUGUUUGAAACGAUGCCUAAUCUUAAAAUUCUCCUCAUGGAUAACAACAAGUUAAAUAGCCUUGAUUCCAAGAUCUUAAACUCCCUGAGAUCCCUCACAACCGUCGGCCUCUCUGGCAAUCUGUGGGAAUGCAGCCCUCGAAUAUGUGCAUUGGCCUCCUGGCUGGGCAGUUUCCAAGGUCGGUGGGAACAUUCUAUCCUAUGUCAUAGCCCUGACCACACCCAAGGAGAGGAUAUAUUAGAUGCAGUCCACGGAUUUCAGCUCUGCUGGAAUUUAUCAACCACUGUCACUGCCAUGGCUACAACUUAUAGAGAUCCAACCACUGAAUAUACAAAAAGAAUAAGCUCAUCAAGUUACCAUGUGGGAGACAAAGAAAUCCCAACUACUGCAGGCAUAGCAGUUACUACUGAGGAACACUUUCCCGAACCAGACAAUGCCAUCUUCACUCAGCGGGUAAUUACAGGAACAAUGGCUUUAUUGUUUUCUUUCUUUUUUAUUAUUUUUAUAGUGUUCAUCUCCAGGAAGUGCUGCCCUCCCACUUUAAGAAGAAUUAGGCAGUGCUCAAUGAUUCAGAACCACAGGCAGCUCCGAUCCCAAACACGACUCCAUAUGUCAAACAUGUCAGACCAAGGACCGUAUAAUGAAUAUGAACCCACCCAUGAAGGACCCUUCAUCAUCAUUAAUGGUUAUGGACAGUGCAAGUGUCAGCAGCUGCCAUACAAAGAAUGUGAAGUAUAA
Molecule: messenger RNA, 1687 nt
Organism: Ailuropoda melanoleuca (giant panda)
Lineage: Eukaryota; Metazoa; Chordata; Mammalia; Carnivora; Ursidae
Gene: LRRTM2
Product: leucine rich repeat transmembrane neuronal 2
Exons: 2
Coding region: 137-1687 (516 amino acids)
Molecular function (GO): protein binding
Source: RefSeq, a predicted model, not a curated record